UAAUCUUAUGUCAUAGCCCAUAGGUAAAUUCCAAUCCGAGCCCAAGCCGUGGUCAUCCCAAAAGCUAAAUAGGUAUAUAUACUGAUGGUUUAUUUUUCACGAUGCAGUCUCGUAUGAUUUUUCGAACCGAAAUAUCGACAAGUGUACUAGUUGAACGUUGUGAGAAAUAAUUCAUUUUUUUUUUGUCAAGUGUGAAAUUUUGAUCUGUAUAAUACUUUCUAUCGUUGACUUUUCUCUUUUUUUCCUUACUAUUAUACGAAAUUACGAACAGACACGAGAGUUUCCAAGAUGAAAUUCGUUUGUAUUGUGUUCGCUUGUAUCAUCGCCGGAGUAUUUUCGGAUCCAAAGUGCCUGGUUAAUCCUCGAAACGGUAUAUACUCGGGAGCAUGUAAAAUUCGAAAUUUGACCGUUGUCAACAUACAUAAUAACGCAAUCAUCCAUGAAAGGUCGUGCAAGGUGGAUAACGUAAGGCAGUACAUCCCUCAGUACAUUAAGUUCCACAACGUGACAAGGAAUGUUUCUCAAUCGUAUUUGUUAGCUGUAGUUGACACCACUAACAACAAGUUGCUAGGACUGAUGUCCAAUUUAACCAUGCAGAGUGGCACAAUUCCCACCUCUUCGAAAAUUAACCCGAACAUUCAAACGAUAAAAGAUUGGAACACACGUGCGAAUCCACGUUCUGGGAAUCUAACAGUCCAGUAUCUGGUAUUCGAGGAACAUCGAAAUAACCCCAAAUUAAAUUAUACUGCUGACUGGGCCCUUAAAUUAUCUCCGUUCAACCUAUUCGUUUGGAUAAAAUCUCAAGAAUGUAGUGGAAUUUCGAUUUGCGGACCUGUUGCAGGAGGAAACGUAGUGCUUCUUCCAUCGCUGGAAUCUCCACAAACAACGACUGCUGCACCAAAGCCAAGACCACGACCUAAAAUCACAACAACAACAAUCAAAACACCAAAUUUGGUCAUAAAAUUUGAAGGUAAAAAAAAUUCUAAUAAAAGAAAAGACCCUAAAAAAAAGAACAAAAAUGUUUGAAGACAUGUUAAAGCAAGAUCGUUGGCAGUGUACCUAGUUACUUAUCCUAGUUUACCUAGACAACUAUGAAUACGUUACUAUCUCUUUUGCUUGCUGUUUUAUCUUAUAAGUAUAAGUCUACCUACUUAAACAUAUUAUUAAGCAAUCUAGUCGGUAGUCAGAUAUAAAAAUAGUUACUAGUCGACUUUUUAUAGUUAAUUAAUAUCUGUCUAUUAUUUGGUAAAUAUUUGCUAAGUACAAUCAUUUAAGUAUGUAUUUCUAGAUGCAACGUUUUUUAAAAUAAAUUUUCAAGUAUGAAAAAAAUUGCAAU
Planococcus citri (citrus mealybug) is the source of this 1336-nucleotide messenger RNA. RefSeq lists its product as uncharacterized. The record is from RefSeq and is a predicted model, not a curated record. NCBI's taxonomy places the organism in Eukaryota, Metazoa, Arthropoda, Insecta, Hemiptera, Pseudococcidae. The coding region runs from base 289 to 1026 and encodes 245 amino acids. The transcript has 5 exons.